AUGCCCGUGUUGAUUUCUCCCGCCGAACGUGAAUACAUUAUUAAUGGCGUUGAUCACAACAUACGCGCAGACGGAAGAGGUCGUCUCGAUUACAGACAGAUAGUCGUUGAAACUGGACUCAUCUCUCAGGCCAGUGGUAGUGCAAGGUGUCGGUUGGGAGAAGGUACGGACGUGUUGGUAGGAGUUAAGGUCGAGGUAGGACAAGUCGAUAUGGAAGGAGACGAUGAGGUUAUUCGUGAGCGGAAAUCGAAGCGUGGUAGAGUAAUUUGUAAUGUCGAAUGUUCUCCCAUCGCAUCACAACAAUUCGCCGGUCGUGGUGCUGAUGACUUUAACAAUGAAUUAACUCAGACAUUGGAUCGUGUGCUAAAUGGACCUCAGGGCGGGUUAAAUCUCGAAAAACUUUGCAUUAUCCCAGGCGCCCAAUGCUGGGUUGUCAACAUUGAUGCGUUGAUAUUAGAUUAUGCGGGAAACCUUCUUGAUAUGGUAUUCAUUACAACACGCGCUGCACUACACAAUACGAAAGUACCAAAGACAAUCAUAACAGAAACAGAAGAUGGUCUGGAGUUUGAUUUUUCGGACGAUAUGGAAGAUGCAGAACGAAUUGAAGGAUGGGAAAAUGUUCCAACUGCCGUAACGUUAAGCAAGAUUGGGUCUCGCCAUGUAGUGGACGCUACACCAUUGGAGGAGCUAACAAUAGAUGCAAGAUUGUUGGUAACUGUCAAUAAGGAUGGGAAAAUAUGUGGUGUGCAAAAAGGUGGAAGUGGUAGCAUUGAACCGAGUCUGUUGAAUGAAAUGAUACAGACUGGAGGCACGAUAGGCCAACACGUUAUUCAGAAAUUGGAUGAGCAGCUUGAACGUGAAGAAAAAGAAGCAUCAAAGAAAACUGGAUCUGUCGGAAAGCUAGGUUUUUUCGCAGCAAUAUAA
Molecule: messenger RNA, 924 nt
Organism: Paraglomus occultum
Lineage: Eukaryota; Fungi; Glomeromycota; Glomeromycetes; Paraglomerales; Paraglomeraceae
Source: the annotation of a GenBank genome assembly